This is a messenger RNA of Bursaphelenchus xylophilus (pine wood nematode), 1533 nucleotides long. The record is from the annotation of a GenBank genome assembly. NCBI's taxonomy places the organism in Eukaryota, Metazoa, Nematoda, Chromadorea, Rhabditida, Aphelenchoididae.
AUGAACUCGGUAAGGAGACUUCACACAACAGCAGAGGUCUCCAGGAAAUGGAUUCGGAUCCAUUGGUGGCCAAAGUAUGAGCGAUGGCAAGAUCUGGAGAAGGAUACCAUUUUCAAAAAGAAGGGCGAUGAAGCCGUCAAACAGAUGCACAGAUUCUCUGACGAAUUCUAUAUUCAUCCAGAACGAAGGGAAGAUGGUAAGUUAGUUCCUUUGUAAAGGUUUAUUGUCAGUUUAGCCUUGCCAAAGAAACAAUUCGAAGAUCAGUCCCGAAGAGAUCAGAAUGCCCCAUCUUUAAAGUUAUUGACCGAUCACACCACUCUAAGAUAUGUGGACCAUAGUUACGACAAUAUUCGAAGAGUAAGGCGGUAUGAAGCCUUCCAAUUAAGACAAUACGAUCAACGGUAGGAAAUAUUCAUAACAUUAGAUUUUGUGUUUUAGAUUUAUUGCGGAACGACUUCUCUUCCUUGGGGCAGACCUGGCUGCUGCUCAUUUCCUUGUCCAUCGAAAGGCUGCUGUAAAGUUUAUAGGAGACAAUAACUGGUAUAAGAAGGAUCGAUGGGGCAGGUAUUCUUUACCCGGAAGACAAAUCCCUGGUCUUUAUGUAGAAGCGAUCGACGCCUCAGGCACAGAACUGAUGUAUGAAGGUAGCAAAUUCAUAAUGAAGUUAAAUUUCUUAGGUUUUGACAAUCUCUACGACCUCAAACAUCUCAGGAUGCUUCGGUUAGCCAACUGCGAAUUCAUUGAUGACUGGGCCCUGAGUAGAGUGGGUGGAGUUUGUGGAUCUACGUUGGAAUUCUUGGACCUCUCUGGCUGUAAAAAUAUUACACACAAAGGUUUGGCUGCGUUGCGGACCGCCAAGAAUUUGAAAUAUCUCCGAUUAGAGGGAUUAGAUCAUAUUCCUCACCUGGGGAAGACGGUUUUGAUGCUAGAAGAGAUGAUACCUGGUCUCAUUGUUACUGGCCUCAACUUUGAUAAGGAGCUGGAGAGACUCGAAUGGGAAAACAAACUAAAAGAAGAUGACAGAGCUGUUAUUGACGCCAAGGGUACGGCAUUUCCUCUUCCUCUUGUUGUCCAUGUGGGGAUUAUAUUAAUUUAUUUAUAGGCAAUGUCUUUGUGGAAGAUGAUAAUGGAGAACUCUAUUACAUUCACGGGAAAAUCUCCGAAAAGGCGACUGUCAAUGAUGAUGAUCAACCGAUUGUAACGUCCACCAUCAGAAAACAAGUCCCUGAAAUGAGUGAGGUUGAGUUCGAGAGAUUGGAUCAACUUUCGAAGGGUCGUCUUCGUCAUCUAAUGGUCGGAUCUCCCAGUGGAUACAUGUGGUCUGAUCAAGUGGAGAGAAUCCUUCAGCACGAAAACAAACUCCAUAUAAAGGACGGCAUCGAAACCGAUCCCAAGCUCUUACCCAAAGAGCAGCGACGGAAGAGAUUGUUGGCCAUGGGCGUGGACAUGGAAUUACUAUUAGAAGAGGACAAGAAGACCCUCCGGAGAAGUGAUGCCAUCGAGAAGGAACAAAAACAAGUCGAGGCUAAUUAG